Messenger RNA from Plasmodium coatneyi, 834 nucleotides. RefSeq lists its product as uncharacterized. NCBI's taxonomy places the organism in Eukaryota, Apicomplexa, Aconoidasida, Haemosporida, Plasmodiidae. Bases 1 to 834 code for a protein of 277 amino acids. The record is from RefSeq and is a predicted model, not a curated record. The transcript is spliced from 2 exons.
AUGAGCGACCCGGGGAAGGAAAACGCCCCCGAGACCGUGUCCGACGACGAUUCCAGUGACUCGUACUACAAGUCAAAGUUCAAAUUCAAAAAAAAUUCCAUAGAAAUAAAAAAAAAGAGUCUGCUAAAAAACAAAAUAAAGAAGAAUGACAUCGAGCAGAUAAUCAAAAACGACCCCAUCCUCAGUAAUAUCAACAGGGCGCUCGAAACUGAGGGGGAGGUCUUUUGCCUCGCCACGAAUGAGAAUGUGAAAGGGGAGCAGAGCUAUACCUCCGAUGGGGUCACUCAGAACGGGCAUAACACAAAGAAGCCAAAAAACGGAAGCGUCGUCUACUUCAAGGAACCCACGCUCACACACAAAGAAAUCAACCUCGACGACAGAAAAGACGCGCGAACGGACAAACAAGAACAUCCCAACGGAACAAACGGAACAGAUGACAGUGCUACACUAAAAAAUAAAUGCGUCCCUACCAGUGGCGGUACGAAAAAAAACUCCCUCCCCUCCGGCAAAAAUAAAAACAAAAAAAAAAUUACAAUUGGGGUCCUCAACGAUAAGUACAGCGUGGACGGGGCAAAGCCUCCACCGGGGAACGCUCCAAGGGGUCACAUCGGGAAAACCGUCACAAGGAAUGACGAAACGAAGAAGAAGGAAUUGUCCCCCCUGGCCAUUAUUAAAAAACACGGUCGACUGGUAAACCAAAUCAACGAAAUACACACCAGCAACGAUGAAGAAAUAGAACAUCUUCGCAACGAAUAUGCCUCACUCAAAAGUGACCUGCACAAAAUUAUGAGCAUAAUGAACGUGGGCCAGCGGGCCGUUUCUUCUUUGAAGUGA